UACAGUGGACCGGCAUGCAUUCCAUUUUGAGCACGUUGAAGAGCAAUUUAGAUAAACUGAACCGAGAAAAUAAAAAUUUACGCCAAGCAUCCACAGAUAAAGAAGAACAAUGGCGAAGGUAAAUAUUUUGCUGUGCUGCGCGUUCUUCGUUUUACUCAAAAAACUCUAUUCUAGUAUGAUUCAACCUACAGCACAAUCUGCGCCAAAAAUGCUCGAUACUUUAAGCGCCCCGUUUCCUACCGAGGAGCACCCCGUGGUAGAUGAUCUACCUCCCCUCAAAUUGCCCACGUAUAUAAGCAAUGAAACCAAGAAACAUGUCAUGCAGCGCGUCGACAAAUAUCUCGCAUUACACUAUUCCAAGAAGCGCCAACGUGAAUUGGAAAACGAGGGUGACAAGGAUAUUGCAAAGAAACUCAAAACAACCGAAAGGGAAACACCGAUUUCUGCAGUAAGAUCGAUACCUACAACUCCAGCAAAAGCGACGCCGCCACCUAUGACGACAUUUCAAAGUCCAAGACGACGUUCUACUCUUUCUAACACUCCUACGGCUCGGACAUCUGUUACCGAACGGCCACUGCAACCACCAUCACCAUCACCUUUACGACGUUCAAUGACUCCACGAUUACACGCUGCCAGCUCUCCAUUCUCAUACAUUUCAGAAAAAGUCUCACCUUUAUCCAGCUCCUUCCCUGACUAUUGCGAGCAAGUAGUCAAUCAAAUGAUGGAGCAGUUUCAAGAACAACGAACACCUGACAACAUUGGAAUACUGUCUCCGAUCGAUAAUCGUUCCGUCGUCAGUGGAAGGCUCUCCAUGAUUUCUCAAUCGAAGAGUAUGCGCGCAACAAGUCCACACACACGAAAACUUUCAGUGUUUUCUCGAACUGAAGGCCCGACCCCGUACAUCAAAGAAAGCAAAGGACGUAAAGCCGAUACACCAGAAUCAUCACUAUGGGACUAUUAUGAAAGCAAGGGAGGGACUAAUGUUUACCAAAAUAGUCCAUCCUUACGUCCAACUCGUCCCUCGCCUGCGAUUUCGCGUCGUGCACGCACAUCUUUUGUGGAUACAGAGCAAUUAGCUUCUCCUUCAGGUGUGAGUCCAGCAGCAAGCUCUCUCUAUGCAUACCGCGAAGCCAUAGAAGAACAAGACAACGCUGGACCGGGAUUACUGGAUGAAACCGAACCCGACAUGUUCUAUACAAGUGAUUUUACGAUCCAGUCUUAAUUUAUUUGUUUACUGGUUAAACAGCUACUACUUAAUAUACCACCAUGGCUCAG
Zychaea mexicana is the source of this 1275-nucleotide messenger RNA. RefSeq lists its product as uncharacterized. Lineage: Eukaryota; Fungi; Mucoromycota; Mucoromycetes; Mucorales; Lichtheimiaceae. Bases 110 to 1222 code for a protein of 370 amino acids. The record is from RefSeq and is a predicted model, not a curated record. The transcript has 4 exons.